UCCACCCCCGUCACUUUCCCAUUCCAUUCCCCCUUCAUUCAUCACCCUCUCCUCUCAAACCCUACCUACGCUGUCGCUGCGCCUCCUCCCUCAAGUUCUCGUCUCUUCCUCACGCGUCCUUCCUCAAGUUGCUGCGCCUGCUGCCAUUGUUCGUAGCAUUGUACGUAGCAUUCUUCUUCUCAAUCUCGAUUUUGCUGCCGCCAUUGUUAAAUAACUCAUUAGGUGCCCUUGAUGGUACAAUGAUUCUAGUGAAUGUUCCUUAUGAUGAUCGAUCCAAAUAUCGGACUAGAAAAGGUACCCUUGCUAUGAAUGUAUUAGGAGUAUGUUCACCCGAGAUGGAGCUUAUAUAUGUCUUACCUGGUUGGGAGGGGUCGGUACACAAUGGUCGAAUUCUUCGAGAUGCUAUUUUUAGGCCUAAUGGGUUAAAAGUUCCAAAAGGUUGUUAUUAUCUAUGUGAUGGAGGAUAUACUAAUGGAGAAGGAUUCCUUGCACCAUAUAGAGAGCAUCUUUAUCAUCUUAGAGAAUGGAAUAAUGGCCCUCGACAACCUCAAACCGUCGAAGAAUAUUUCAACUUAAGGCAUGCAAAAGCUAGAAAUGUGAUUGAGAGAUGCUUUGGGUUACUCAAGGGAAGAUGGGAGAUUCUUAGAAGUCCUUCUUGGUUUAGUUUACAAACACAUGGUCGAAUUGUACUUGCUUGUGCCUUAUUACAUAAUUUGGUAAAGAGAUACAUGCUUGCAGAAUUUGAUGAUGAAGACUUGUUUGAGGAAAAUGAUAGUGAUGAUAAUGAUGGUGAUGAUAAUGAGGAAGAUGAUGUGGAGUACAUAACCUCCAUUGCUGUAACUGAUCCAUGGACGAAUUUUCGAAAUAUAAUGGCCUAAUAUAUGUUCAAUGAUUGGAGGGCUACACACCGCAGACUUACUUUGUGAUGUUAUUCCUUUUUAUUUAAAAAAAAUUGUUUCUUGUAUUUGAACUUGAGACUUGUAUGUUUAUUUCAUGCUUGAUUUUUUUUUUACUUGUAUUGUACUUGAGGAUAAUUUCCUUUGUUUACUUGUAUUGAAUAUUUCUUGGUUAAUUUCAUUUUUAUAUACAUGCACUUUUGUUUUUACUAUGAUCAAUAUGGUUCAAAUGUUAUAGAGGAUGGAUGAAAGUAGUGCAAGUGGAGGUGGAAGGGGAAAAAACAAACGAUUUUGGACUGCUCAAGAAAAUAAAGUUCUUGUAGAAGCAUUGUCAGAGCUAGCUGUGGAUCCUCACUGGAGGUAUGAUAAUGGAUUCAGAAGCGGCUACAUGGUUCGCUUAGAGGAGAUCAUAGAUAAGGCUCUUCCUGGUUGUGGUUGGAAGGCUCUGCCACACAUUGAUUCUCGACUUAAGACACUUGUAGCCAAGUUUAGGGCUAUUUCUGAAAUGUUAAAUACAAGUGGAUUCGUUUGGGAUGAUGAAAAAAAUGGUUUUUGUGGACCGGGCUGUUUAUGACGAGUUUUGCAAGGUAUGACAACCUUUGUAAGGUCAUUUUAAUUAUGUUUGAGAUUGUUUGAUGAUGUUGUACAUUUGAUCAUUUUGAGCAUUUUUUUUUAGAAUCAUCCGAAUUGCAAAAACUUGUUUGGAGUUUCAUUUUCGCACUUUCAUGAACUCAUGAAUGUUUAUGGCAAGGAUUAUGCUACUGGAAAACCAGUUGAAGCAAUCAAGAAUUUGCAAAAUGUUGCCCCUCCACAGGUGACACUUGAUUCAAGUGAUGAUGAGGGAAUUGCUGCUAGUGGUAAUGCCACUCAAACUGUUACUUCUCCUCCUGCAAAAAAUAUGAAGACUGAAAAAACUUCUAAAAGAAGUAAGAGAGGAAAUGGUGGUGAAGGUAGUUCUAAUGAAUUGGCUAGCUUACAAGCAUUCAUGAAAGACAUGAAUGUUCAUCUUUCUACUAUGGCAAAUGUGAUGGCCCGCACUGAUGAUCGUGAGCAAAAAAUAGUUUAAAAGACUGAGCAAGUGCUAGAGGAACUACUCUCUUUCAAUUUAGAAGGUGUAACUCCUAACCAAGUUUUUGAAGUGGCUAGCAUUCUAACCGCACAACCAAACAAGCUCCUGAUAUUUUCAAAGUAUCCCGACGCUUUGAAACGUGCUUAUGUUAAGAGUUUUCUUGGAGGAAAUAGUUUUGCUUAGAUCUUAUGUUGUGGUUGCAUGAAUGCUUUUGAAAGGACUAGAACACUUCUGGUAUGUAUUUUGAUCUACAAACAAGUGAUUAUUUGUAAUCAAUCGAGCUAGAAAGAUAUUAUUUAGAGUUAUAUUUUUUUAAAAAAUAAGUUUUUCAAGUUUAACAUAUAACUAGUUAUUUUUGGAAAAAAUAUAAAAUAAUUUUAAAAAACUCAUAAUUUGAUUCCUUAACUUGAACCAAACAGUCACAAAGGGAAUCAAUGAGCAGUUCAUUCCGUU
Amaranthus tricolor (Joseph's coat) is the source of this 2418-nucleotide messenger RNA. RefSeq names its product protein ALP1-like. The transcript has 3 exons. The record is from RefSeq and is a predicted model, not a curated record. The coding region runs from base 240 to 878 and encodes 212 amino acids. NCBI's taxonomy places the organism in Eukaryota, Viridiplantae, Streptophyta, Magnoliopsida, Caryophyllales, Amaranthaceae.